Stegodyphus dumicola is the source of this 2766-nucleotide messenger RNA. RefSeq lists its product as uncharacterized. The record is from RefSeq and is a predicted model, not a curated record. NCBI's taxonomy places the organism in Eukaryota, Metazoa, Arthropoda, Arachnida, Araneae, Eresidae.
CUCGGGUCUUUAUAUGUGCAGGUACGUUUUCCAAGAUUAACUGGCUUUUCCCUCUAAGAAUAUAUUUCUCAUAAUAAUAUUAACAGGCAUUUUACCUGAGGAAGAAGAAGAAGAACUCUUCAACUCCCUUCUUGAUGAAUGCAUUCAUGGUGUUGCAUGGGAGCAAGUCGCUCAGCAUGGCAAAGACUUAUCAAGAGAAAUGUAUUGUGCUUUGAUAUCUCACAAUCCUGGCAAGUACAUGCUAGACAAAGAAUCUCUCGCCAUUCUUAGUAAGAAACUCUUCAAGAAAAGCAAAGGCCAGGAUUGGAGUGAAUCUUGUGAGCUGAUAGACAGUUAUAAAUUUGAUGUGCUAUCUUGCCAAGCUUACAAACUUAUCAAGGCUAGAUACACGGUAUCAAAUGCAGCUUUGUCUGAUUUUCAUAAAAAAUGUGUUUCCAAUGCUACCUCCCAAAAGCUCAUGAACCUCUACGUUUUAGACAUGGAAAAGAAACUGAAAAAGGAGGAUUCCAAAGAACUUAAACAGCAGCCGCCUAGACAAGCCUCAUUUUUACCAUACUAGAUCUCUCACGUUUGUGAAUCAAUUGUCUAAAUAUUUAGAACAGGGGCUCUCAACCUUUUUUGCCCAUGCACUACUACUACUAGAAGAUCUCUGCACCCCCCCUCUUUCCAAAACUCAAAAUAAAUGUAUGCAUUUAUCAAGUUUUAGAUGAUUUUUUAACGUGUUUUAAAAAUUCAUUAACAAGAAGUUUAGAAAAUUUUGUUAAAUACUAAAAGUUGAGCAAAAGCAGAGCAAAGUAUAUUGAUAAACUAAAACUAAAUAUUUAAUAGCUAACUAAAAAGUUGAACGCAUCCUCCUAGAACUAUAAAAUCACCCCGGGGGGGGGGAAAUUCCCUCCUGGUUGAGAGCUCCUAGUUUGGAAUGUAAGAAUUUAAUACAUACAUUGAAAUAAAGAACUACUACUAUAAGUUGCAAGUAGUUCCAGAACUGUAUUUAAUAGCGUAAUAAAUUAAUAAAAUAUGUAAUUAGUUUAUUUAUUAUAAUAUUAAUUAGUUUAUUUAUUAUGUCAGAAAUGUAGUUAUUACGUAUUAUUAUUGCCUUAUAAAUGUGAUUAAAUGCAGUUGGUAAUGUUAUAAAUGUUGUAUUACGUUAUAAAUCUAACUUAUUACGUAUAAAUAUUUUCUGUGUGUUUAUUCUUAAAAUAUCAAACAUUAAUAGUCUAAUCUCAAAAACAUUUAGUUUUAUGCCAGACUUUAUGAAUUAUGUACCGUUUUGUCCCGAAUAUAAGAUGAUCUCAUUUAAAAAGCUUAACUUAAAUUUAGCUUUGAAUUACAUGAUAUCUUCCUUGUUUCUUGAGGGGACCUUAAGACGGUUUCACAUAUUUAAAAGAUCGUAGUUAUAAUUCUUAUAAGUACAUUUUUUCCCCGUAUGAAGGAAAAACAAUAAGAAAUCUCAAGUUGAAUUUUUUUUAAUAGAGUCAAAACACUACCGCAUAUGCCUAAUGCAAACAUGAAAUUGUUUUCAUUGUCUUCUCCAAGGAAAUAGUACAUAGUUAACGAACACGUUUUCUGAAGAAAAUUUAAAAUUUAUUAACAUAAAUUCUGAAGGAAGAAAAUGCAUGGAUAAGUACUAUUCUAACAAAGAGGAAACGAGAACUACAUUUUUAUAUUUUUUAUCACACACUAUCAAUCCACUUCGAUAACGUAAUUCCCUGUUUUGACAUUUUACGUAGAAUAUUACAGAAGAUUUAAUCUUCGCGAUCUUUAUUUUCAUUGUAGCGUCUGGCUUCAUAAUUCUUUCCCUUUACGGAUAAUUCCCAAAUUUCGUCAGACGUAUUUUCAGCUUUUUCUGUGAUGAUUUGAUGGACACCACGCAUGCGCACCUUAGAGGAACGGCGCCUUUCUCUCAUGUGACAGAGAGUCCAGAUUAGAAAACACGAAGAGAAUGUCAGGAUAUACGCUAUACGCCAGCGGAUGUUAUUAUUUUUUAUUAUAUUGCUAUUUAAUAUUAUUUAUUAUUUAUUUUCUUAUUCUGUUAUAUCAUUAUUUGUUUACCAUUUUAUUCAUUAAUUUAAGAUUUGUAUUUAAAUUACCUUCGAUCUUAAUAUUUCCUCCGUGACGUUACUUUCUCAUUUCGUUCUUCCCCUCUUUCUUCUUGUUUCUGUUUUCUCUUUUCGUCUAUGUCUCUACUUUCUCUCUCGCUUUUCUUUCAGUUUAUAUCCAGCACAAUAUAGCUGUAUCAAUGUAUGUAUUAAAAAACAAUUUGCUCAACUUUUAGUAUUUAACAAAAUUGGUACAGAAUGUCUCCAAAACUGAAUAUAUAUCAAGAUUCACAAUUGUAAAACCAGAAUCUUUUUGUAAAAAACCCAUUUGUAAUCCCCCCCCUCUCCUUCCUUUAAUUUCUUUCCCACCUUUUUCUUUCCUCUAUUCUCUCACUUAUUAUUCUUCCUCUCACUGUUUUCUUUCCCUAUUUUUUUCGCAUUAUCGCAAAAUGUAGUGUCCCAAAUGUCUCAAAAACAUAAUGUAUGUACAAACUCAAAAUUGAAUGUAUGUAAAAAUUCAAAAUAUCUCAAAAACUGAAGGUAUGUGAAAAUUCAAAAUUGUCAAAGCAAAAUCUUUUGUAGAAACAUUUGUAAUUCUUGCAAUUUUGUAACAAAAUUCUGUAUAACUUGGAAAUUUCAAUAAGUUAUUUGGUAUAACAUGCUGUUUAUAAAGACACUCGACAUGAUAUGAGUUGUUUUUCAUAAAUAUUAAAAUAAUAUUAAAAGA